AUGUCCGUCGUCCUACCGCAGUGGUCCUCCCGUCAGCUGCAGCGUGGCAUCAUCAAUGCACUCAUCGACAGCGGGGCGGACAUGGAUGCUUGCAGACGGUCGGACAUGCCCAUCAUAGUUCCGAUUCGUGCGGGCAAUCUGACGGCAGUGGAGACCCUCCUGGCGCGCCAGGCCAACGUGCGGACUUUCCUGGCGAUGGAUCUUCCCUACCUCGGUGGUGCUGCCCCUUCCGCCACUCGUGAAUACGAGGCGGCGCUCAUGUCGGUGUACCGCCAACUUGCUUAA
This is a messenger RNA of Vitrella brassicaformis, 285 nucleotides long. NCBI's taxonomy places the organism in Eukaryota, Vitrellaceae. The record is from the annotation of a GenBank genome assembly.